AUGGCGCAGAUGGAGAUAGAUAGAGGGCGGCGGAGAGAUGAGGGCGAGAGCGAGGAUGAGGUCGAGGUUGAAAGUGCCGGCGUCGUCGAUGUUUCGCACCUGAUACAAGAAAAGGGAAGAAAACUGCCUUCUGCCACCGCUCGCCGCCUUUUCGGCCUUCAACUCUACUUCGACUUCAUCGAAACAACAACAUCAUCAUCACCAGAAGACGACAACGCAAAAGGCUGCAGCAGCAAAAGGCUCCAGACUCCACCGUCACGGCCGUCAGCCAGUGAGAUAUAA
This is a messenger RNA of Trichophyton rubrum CBS 118892, 282 nucleotides long. RefSeq lists its product as uncharacterized. The record is from RefSeq and is a predicted model, not a curated record. NCBI's taxonomy places the organism in Eukaryota, Fungi, Ascomycota, Eurotiomycetes, Onygenales, Arthrodermataceae. The transcript has a single exon. The coding region runs from base 1 to 282 and encodes 93 amino acids.